AUGUCUCAAAAGCCGCCGAUCGUCGUCAUCGUUGGAACAACAGGCGUCGGCAAGACGUUGCUGUCCCUCCAACUGGCCGAGCGGCUCAACGGCGAGGUCAUCAGUGCCGACUCGAUGCAGGUUUACAAGGGCCUGGACGUCAUCACCAACAAGGCCACCCAGUCGGAGCGGUCGCAGGUGCCCCACCACAUCAUCGAUUUCUUGGACCCUCUCGAGGAGUAUUCUGUCGGCGAUUUCGAGAGGGACGCCCUCGAAGCUAUCGAAGCAAUCCAUGCCCGCGACAAGGUGCCUAUUAUUGUCGGUGGAACCAACUAUUACAUUCAGUCGCUGCUCUGGAAUCGCUCACUGGUUGGCUCAGACUCGUCGCUGACCUCCGAGGGCAUCACCACUGAGAUUGGCAAACUAGUCCCGCAUGCCUCGAUCGACAAAGCGCUCUUGAAGCAGGUGGCAGCUGCGAUUGCGGCUCUGGAGCCCAAGGGAAAGCGACUCGUAUACCCCGACGAUGAAGAGCUUCCAAAGGAUGUUGAUGGAUACAAAGUGUUGCAGACCGUCGACCCCUCGCUUACAGCCAACCGUUUCUGGUAUAUCUGCUGUGGGGCAAAUCGAACGACGUCGGCAUCGGUGCUGGAAGUGAUGGCCCAGCGAUGGCACCAAAACGAUACCCGCAAGAUCCUGCGGAGCCUCGAGGUUUACUAUACCACAGGCAAACGACACAGUGACAUCAUCAUUGCACAGAACAGCGACGACAGCGGACGCAGUCUGCGAUUUCGCGCGUGCGUAUUCUGGAUCUACGGCGAGCAUGAGCAGCUGGCGCCUCGGCUGGAUGAUCGUGUCGACGAGAUGAUCAAGCUAGGACUGUUUGACGAGCUGAACACGCUGUUCGGGCUUGCCCAGCAGAAGUUGGGCGGCAAAGUCGACUAUUCGCGCGGGAUAUUCCAGGCAAUAGGAUAUAAGGAAUUCGAUCCCUAUCUCACAGCACUACACUGCGACCCACCGGAGGAGCCGCACGAGCUCGAACGACUCAAGACCAAAGGGAUCGUGGAAAUGAAACAAGCCACUCGACGCUAUGCUCGCAAGCAAAUCACCUGGAUCAAGAACAAACUUGCGCCUGUGUGCUUGAAGGAAAUGGCGUUCCGGGAUUCAACCGAGGCGUCUGGACAGGCCGCGGAAGCCACAGACAUGGCAUUCUAUAUCCUCGACGGCAGCGAUUUGAAGGAGUGGCCAAGGAGCGUCGGCGAUAAGGGCCUGUCGCUUUGCGAUGACUUUAUCAACAAGAACGUCGCGCACGAUCCGGCCAAACAGAGCCCGACAGCGCUGGCCGUGAUCGCAACGCUGCCGCAGCAGACGGCGGAACUCUCGGGCUGGACAAAGCGGAGCUGCCCGCUCUGUCUCGACAGCAACAACGAGCCCAGGGUGUUCAACGGACCGAAGGAGUGGGAUGUGCACAUCCACAGCCGCAACCACAAGCGCAACGUCGGGCUUGCGAGAGAGCGUGGGGACGACGACGAUGUGCAGGCCGUGAUGGGACAGCCGAUGCGGAAACGUGGCGGAUCGCCUGUGGAGGACGCAAGUGCUGCGUCGACGGCGCCGAAACGAGGUCGAUCCGACGCCGAUGCCCAAUAG
Polychytrium aggregatum is the source of this 1623-nucleotide messenger RNA. RefSeq names its product IPP transferase-domain-containing protein. Bases 1 to 1623 code for a protein of 540 amino acids. Gene Ontology annotation, cellular component: mitochondrion. Gene Ontology annotation, molecular function: tRNA dimethylallyltransferase activity. The transcript is spliced from 9 exons. NCBI's taxonomy places the organism in Eukaryota, Fungi, Chytridiomycota, Chytridiomycetes, Polychytriales. The record is from RefSeq and is a predicted model, not a curated record. Gene Ontology annotation, biological process: tRNA modification.